This is a messenger RNA of Chelonia mydas (Green sea turtle), 4782 nucleotides long. It is a transcript of the gene DLX5, whose product is annotated as distal-less homeobox 5. The record is from RefSeq and is a predicted model, not a curated record. The transcript has 3 exons. Gene Ontology annotation, biological process: anatomical structure formation involved in morphogenesis; regulation of transcription by RNA polymerase II; embryo development. The coding region runs from base 101 to 1108 and encodes 335 amino acids. NCBI's taxonomy places the organism in Eukaryota, Metazoa, Chordata, Testudines, Cheloniidae. Gene Ontology annotation, molecular function: DNA-binding transcription factor activity, RNA polymerase II-specific; RNA polymerase II cis-regulatory region sequence-specific DNA binding.
UUGGACGAGUUAGGGUGUCGCUGCUCCUGAUUGCUCUGGCCAAUGGAACCCGAUCCACCCUGCUGUGCGUAAGAGCGCAAUUAAGGAUUUAACCAAGCCUAUGCUGCGCCCCAGCCAGCAGUCUGCCAGAGACAGAGACAGACACAGAGACUCAAAGACUCCCAGCCUCCUCCCCCAGACAUGUCUGCUUAGCCCUGAGCAGCCCCAGCAGCCAGCCCCAGCAAGCAGCCGUCUCCAAGCUAUGACAGGAGUAUUUGACAGAAGGGUCCCCAAUAUCAGAUCCAGCGAUUUCCAGGCUCCUUUCCAGACGUCUGCAGCCAUGCACCAUCCGUCUCAGGAAUCUCCAACUUUACCCGAGUCCUCGGCUACGGAUUCUGACUAUUAUAGUCCAACGGGGGGAGCCCCGCACGGCUACUGCUCGCCUACCUCGGCUUCCUACGGCAAAGCGCUCAAUCCGUACCAGUACCAGUACCACGGCAUGAAUGGACCUGCUGGGAACUAUCCUGCCAAAGCCUAUGCAGACUACGGCUACGCGAGUCCUUACCACCAGUACAGCGGGGCUUACAACCGGGUUCAGAGUUCUUCAAACCAGCCAGAAAAAGAGGUGGCAGAGCCCGAGGUGCGAAUGGUGAAUGGCAAACCAAAGAAAGUGCGCAAACCCAGGACUAUUUACUCUAGCUUCCAGCUGGCUGCCUUACAGAGGAGGUUUCAGAAAACUCAGUACCUAGCCCUGCCAGAAAGAGCUGAACUGGCUGCUUCUUUGGGACUGACACAGACACAGGUGAAAAUUUGGUUUCAGAAUAAAAGAUCCAAGAUCAAGAAGAUUAUGAAAAACGGGGAGAUGCCUCCGGAGCACAGUCCCAGCUCCAGCGACCCCAUGGCGUGCAACUCUCCACAGUCACCUGCGGUUUGGGAACCUCAGGGCUCUUCCAGAUCCCUCAGCCAUCAUCCUCAUCCUCAUGCUCCAAACUCCAACCCAUCCCCUGCAUCCAGCUACUUAGAAACCUCCACUUCCUGGUAUUCCAGUGCUAACUCCCUCAAUUCCCACCUCCAGCCCCACGGCUCCCUACAACACCCGUUAGCGCUGGCCUCUGGGACAAUUUAUUAGACUAUUUUUUUCCCCGGACUCCUGUGUUUUACUGUUAAGGAAUCAUAACGAAAGGAAUGCCUGUGGGGGAGUUUUAAAGGGAAACAAAACAAAACAAAAAAGAUUAAAUGUGUAACGCUUGUGCAUGUAACUUAUUGCAUUUCAAAGGAGACCCUUUUUUUACAGACGGACAAUUUUUGCUCAGCUGUGGACACUAUCAAUGGUGCCUUGAAAUCUAUGACCUCAACUUUUCCAGAGACUUUUUUUCCCAAUGUUAUUUUAACCCUGUAAAUAAGUGUAGAUAGAGGGAUUAAACUGUAUAUUCUGAAUAAAUAAAAUUAUUUCGACCACGAGAGACGUUUCCAAAAUACCCCUUCUUCCAUUGCAAGGAGAAAAAAGAACAGCUUCCUUUGCUUUUCUUGUUUGUUGGCGAGAUAGAUUUUUAGGGCCCGAUCCUUGUGCAGAUAACGACUCCUUGCUCAAAGGCGCAGCCUCAUUGGAAGCACUAUGGACUGUAAAAGUUUACAGGCUCUGGCCCGUGUAGGCCCCCCCUUGUAAAUCUAGAGCUGCCCGCUAGGGCAGCUUUCAUCUGGAGAAUGGGCUUUUCAAAGACAAUUUGCACUUUACCCAACAUUAUUUACCAUUAAAAGAAAAGUACAAAUUUUAACACUGGGAAAGAGAAAUCUCCCAGUAAAGCCCCUCUGAAUCCUGGGCCGAGAGCAAUUAGCCUUGAGAGCUCCGCACUCGUCAGUCGCUGUGUGCGCUAGGGUAAUUAUACAAAUUACAUUUCCUUCAAAGGAGACUUCUGAAUGCGACAAAAGGAUAAAAUGAGGGCAAAACUCCCCUUGUGCCUAUUAAAAAGCGUGCGUCGGGUAGAGGCCAGCGGUAUCCUGUGAAUAAGGGAUGUUGGAGGAACCUUUUUAACUCUGUUCAUGGAAAAGCCCAGACCUCCAAGCGAUCGUUAUCUUCUUCAUAUUUAAAGUCUUACUGCAAUUAACGGGGACAAUUUUCAGAUAAGAGGCUGGAGAGCUGAUAAUGGGGCAGGAGAAAUGGCUUUCCCACAAUACACCGGACUGAUUCCAGUCGGGGGCAUCAGUGAUUGUAUUGUGUGAGCGGGACGUGACUUCAAAAUGUGUGCUUUGCUGUCGGCCUCCUCUUCUGCAGAAUAAAACCAUCUCAACACCCUUUAUUACUAUUUAUUUUCACCUGGAAGAAUUCCCCCCCUUGCAAUAAAAUAGCGGACAGGCAGGCGUCCCCUGUGCAAACAGAACAGCUGCUUUCCCAGGGCUGCACAGUGUCCUGCAGGGCCAGUCCCUGCAUGGGCCUUUAGCGGAGUUGGCCAGCUCUGGGGCAGAACUGAGCCAUCGCUAUUAAAACCUGGGCUAGAAAUAAGAAAAUGUAUGCGAAAUUGAUUGCAAUGCGGGAAAACUGCAGCGAUCAAUGUGACAAGGGGUUGGGUUUUUUUUGUUUUUCUUUUCCCCUGGGUAAGAACAUUAAAAAUGGCAUCCUGUCAGCUGAGGAGCUCAGUAAGAGCUGUUCCAGGGCUCGGAGACAAGACCUGAAAAGACACGCUUUGUACCCUCGGGCACAGUUACCUGUCUCUAGUCCCUUCUUCCCCGGCCCCCUCCUUCUUUUCUCCCUCCAUUCUUGACCUCCGUCCUUUUUUUUUUUUUUUUUUUUUUUUCCCCCUUCCAAAGAAAGAAGCCAAGGCUUGCUGUUUUGCAGCAGGUUGGGGGUGGGCGUGUGGGGGAGAGAGGAAUUGACUUUUAGUACAAUGGAUUAGUCUGUUCGUUAGAACUUCUUCUUGGACGUUGGGAAGGGGAGUGUGUGUGUGUGUGUGUGUGUGUAGGAGGGAGGUUUGUGCAGACACACGCGGACCCACAGACACAUGCAGCAUGCAAUGACUUCAUACGUGUGCCUUAGCUGGGGAGGGGGGUCGGUUAUCUGUAAACAUUUACUCUUUUUCUUUCAUUCAUUCAUUUUUUUUAACUCGCUGCUUACGGGGCAGCCUGCUCCAUUUUACGCAUUGUUCCGGUACGCCUCGGUUGCUUGUUGAGUAUUGCCUGCUGAUUGUAACUGUAAGGGUUGAGGGAAUUUCCAUUACUCUGAAGCUGCUGAAAAAACGCAACUUUUAACUCCUGCUAACUUCCUCUCCAUUUCUUUCUUGUUCUGUGCUCGUCCUGGCGCUGCUCUAGGCAAGCGUUAUUCUCAAAACAGCUUUUGAACCUGCUAUGGACGUUCCCCCCUUUUUGUGAUUCUCUGCCCUUUUGUUUUCAAGGUUAGGACAUAAAAAGUGGAAAUAUAUUUUCCAGAGUUUCCCCGUUUCUUUCUUUCUUUCUUUCUUUCUUUCUUUCUUUCUUUCUUUCUUUCUUAUGUUUGAUCCCAGGCACUUUGGUGGGUGGGGGAGAGGAAGAAAGAGGGGGGCAUUUCAUGGUCAGCCUUGACCUUGAAGCUUGGGGUCUAGGAUUGUUUAGCCUCUUAUUAAAAGCAACGGCUCCCGUUUCUGCGCGAAAACAACCAGCUCUGCUCGUAGAUAUUUGGAUUCAGCGUCAAUCCCACUCCAGGAUUUAAUUGCUUCUGAUUACGCCCCCCCCCAUAACCUCCCCCCAGAAACACGCUGCCCCUGAUGCUGGGCAGAUCUGCGAUGGUGUAAUGCCCCGGAGCUCUCAGGCCAGGUAUGUCAAGAAGACUAGGCCUGGAGAGAGGCUAGGUAUAAAUCCCCCGGUGUAUACUAGUGUAUAUGCCCAUCACUGAAAUAGGUGGCUGUGUACACACCCUUGCCGGAGCUGCUGUGUGAAAGCCAUCAUCAGAUCAGAUGCGCGCACAUCAAUAUCUAGCUAACGCUGCUUGGACCCGCGUGGGACGGGAUAGAUGUUAGGACACUUCUCCCCAUCCCUGUGUGCUCCUCUCCAUCACAACAGCCGGUCCCCGUCCAGCUCUGGGCUCUCUCCAGCCCUCUCCGGGUAAGAGACCAGAUGAACUGGCCUUUGUCUGACGUUCAGUCUGUACUCGGCGACUUGCUGCCUUUUUCUUUCUUUUUUUUUUUUUUUUCCUGGCGGCCAUGUGGAGUUGGGGCAACCCGGGGAGCCGAGAGGAGCCGCAUUCCUGUGGGUGCCGAGCGGCUCCAGGGCUGAGCCGCAGGGCCUCACACCCACACCCACACCCCGUCCUGACAGUGCACCCACACAGGAGUUUACCCCCACGCGGCUCCACCAUGCUCGCCCCUGGAAAGCACACACACACACACACACACACACACCCCUGCCGCCGCGACACACACAAAGUCCCCGCUUCGCCUCUGCCCUGCAGCGUCCUCCUUGGCACCCGAUCGCUCCGGAUAUCACAGUAACAGAUGUCGGAUAAAUCAUCCAGGAGCCUCUCUCUGCCGGGCUCCCCUAAUCCCGUGUCUCUGCUGGGCUCCCUUAUUACAGACAAACCGUCCCCUCCUGACUCCGGGUCACUCGCCGUAAUAUCUCCCGGGGCCUUUCUCCGGAUGGAGAGCCCUUCACCCCCGAGAAAUGUCCAAGUUUCCUUCCGAGCACAUACACACACGCCAACCUGUCACCACACAAACCCCAGCCAGCGCAGGCAGGCAUUUUUCUCGCUUUCACUUCUCUAGGGCUCCCCAAUAAAUUAUCCCGAGCUGCAACUAUUCCUUUGUACAGGCACUCGGGCCUCCAGACGUUACACAUUUC